Messenger RNA from Cataglyphis hispanica, 1686 nucleotides. RefSeq lists its product as uncharacterized. Lineage: Eukaryota; Metazoa; Arthropoda; Insecta; Hymenoptera; Formicidae. The transcript has 2 exons. The record is from RefSeq and is a predicted model, not a curated record. The coding region runs from base 378 to 1478 and encodes 366 amino acids.
ACAUGUCUCGAAUUGUCAUUUGAAAAUUAAUUAUGACAAUUGUCUUGGAAUUGUUAUCAAACGCGUCAUUUUCCUUUCUGCAAAUUUUGCGCAUAGUAUUAUUCGUAAAGAUCUGCUUGUGAGAGAAAAUAGAGGAGCUAUAUUUGAAGAACAAAAGAAUCGAAUUAUGAUUCGGUAUCAUAGCGGGGUGGUAACGACAAUAACUUGAAGCCGAUAAACGGAUUUAUCUUGCUUACAAAGGAACGCCGAGGUCCCUCACCCCGAGAAUCCGCGAUAGAGAGCGGAAUCAAAGAUGGAGGAGACGUUUUCAGAGUCGGUGCAUCAGCGCACCGAUCUCCUCGUAACCGCGCCAUUGCAUUGACAUCGAUGACACGAGGAUGAUCGUUUGUCGUGGAGCGCUAUGGAUAAUCGCGGUGCUCGUUCUCCUCGCAAGUAUCUCGGCGUCUGUAAAGUCACGAAGCAGGCCCACGACGGAAGUUUGGCAUCAACAGCGGUCCAGCGCCAAACCUACGCUCGUAAAAGUGAUACGUGAGAAUCGCGAGGAUAAUGAGUUUUUCGCAUUAUCGAAUCGCACGCGAAUCAGGAUUCCGUCGAAUUAUUUGAGCAGAACGAGAAGAAGCCACGACGACGAUUAUACCGCGCGAAGAAACGCGAGCGAUUAUUACGCGGAGCGUAGAGCCGUCAUGGAAAGAUACUACGCGCGACAGCGUGAGAUAAACGCGCGAUACGCUAAUCGAACGAGCAGCAUCUCGGAAUCGAAACGUAACGACGUUGCGUCGCAGCAUCGGCCGGUGACGAGGAACGCCACUCUCCUUAAUCUCGGACACGAGUUUAAGGAUUCGAAAGACAGCGCGACCCUUCGCUAUCCGUACAUAAGGAUCCAGCCGAUGUACAGCAACGGAUCGUGGAACAACGGGAUAUCGUUCGAGCCGGAGAUUCGACGAGAUAUCGCGCCGAGGGUCAACCUGCGUUUCAAAUUCGACGCGAAUUCGUCGCAAACAAGAAAUAAUGAUAACAUCGAGAGAAACGCUUUGGAUUAUUACGUCACACCCACACCGUGCACCAACGUGUCGUUGUCUGGUACAUUUGAGCCUAAAGCACACACCAAACACGCUAUAAAUUGCACCCAGGAAACAGAGCAGAAGUCCAAUCGCACGAAUAAUAACAAUUCCACUGGCGACUAUCAAAAUUGGGGAACGUGCGAAGGGAAGAUCGUGUAUCAACAUAACUUGCUUCUAGGGUUGAAGGGUCCCUCGAAUCUCGAUACGCUUUUUGAAGUAAUCAUUCAAGGUCCUGUCUGUAUCACCUGCGUGGAGGUGUUGCGAUAUAAUGAAACUAGAGCGAUGGUGACGUUAGAUUCCGGCGGACGUGGUCACGAAUUCGUGAAAAUUAGGCUAAAAGGUUACGAGAAUGAAGGAUUUUCCUAUAUAAUAAAGGUUUGGGGUGUCAAAAAGAUUGAUCAGAGUUGCGAUAACUAGUUGAGACACGAAAUAAUAAGCUCAUCUCUCGCCAAAUAACAACUCUACACCAGUCAUAUAAAAAAUCUUAAAAAAUUAUAUUUUUUUUAAUAAAAAAAAUAUAUAUAUUAAUAUGUUGUAUAUAAUGUCGGUAAGAUUUAAUCUUGUAUUCUUACUAUAUGAUAAUAAGCGAGUAAUUUCAAAGCACAAAUAAAAAGACUAAUUGUAA